Messenger RNA from Fusarium oxysporum Fo47, 399 nucleotides. RefSeq lists its product as uncharacterized. Gene Ontology annotation, molecular function: heme binding; peroxidase activity. NCBI's taxonomy places the organism in Eukaryota, Fungi, Ascomycota, Sordariomycetes, Hypocreales, Nectriaceae. The record is from RefSeq and is a predicted model, not a curated record. Gene Ontology annotation, biological process: response to oxidative stress. The transcript is spliced from 2 exons. Bases 1 to 399 code for a protein of 132 amino acids.
AUGAAAGGAGGUAUGCUCAAGCCUGACACCUUCUCUGAGCACCGUCUUCCGGGGUUUCCGCCUGGCAUCUACGCGUUGCUGAUCACAUUUAAUCGGUUCCAUAACUAUGUGGCAGGAGAACUGGAGCGAAUUAACGGGAGCGGAAGGUUCGGUCCGAAUCCACGCUUGAGCAGGGAAGCUGCAGAGAGAAAGAUUGACAAAGACCUAUUUAACACCGCAAGACUUGUCACAUGCGGCCUCUACGUCAAUAUCACCUCUCAGAUCAGAAUACCCAAGGACGAUCCUCAAUUUGAACUAUACUCCCGACUCCGGCUGGGUCCUGGACCCGCGAGAGUCCUUCUCCCAAGUUUUCGACAAGGUCGAUUUCUCCGUGAGCACCGGCAACCAGGUCUCCGUUGA